AUGCGGCAGUGUACGCUGUGGCCGCAACUGGCUGCUCUUGUCUUGGCUUUGGGCCACGCUUUCGCCCAGGAAGCAGAUACCUUGAAAAACAAAAUAGGUUGGACGGAAGAAGAGCUUCUCAGGGACUUGACUCCGAUACCUACUGGAGUACCUCAGAAUGAUCCAUGGGCGUUGCCUCUGAUAGACGGUUGCCCACGGAACUGCGUCGAAGCAGGCCCCGAUUCAGCCAACUGGACGCAAUUAUAUGACCAAAACCAUCUAAGCUUGUGCAAGUAUCCUCUUCUUUUCGCAUUCAAUGUCCACAAUGGCCCCAGCAGAUACUCGACAAUUCGGGUAUGCGCCUUGAAUGGCGGCGACGGCAAGCGUUCAACCAGUGCAGUAGUUGUCCCGGAGAAAGAUGGUGAUGCUGCGCCGCCAGCUACUGGACUGCCAACUGCCUCGUUCUCGGAGUGUGGUGCGGGAGAGUCGACUACCAAGGCAACUGUCAAGGCCGGUUUCGAUGUUUUAUCUGAGAAUACCCGGUCUGACGCUAUGUCUGCCGCCAACUUUUUGAUUUCGCAUCUCAGCUCGAAUACGGCAUGCGGAAAUAUAAUUCUAUUUGCAAAGUUUGGCGUUGCGCUCGUCGGCCUCUAUGCGGGAGCCGAUUUGAAGAAGGAUCGAGCUGCUGAGCUUCUGCACAAAUAUUGUGGGAGUCUGGCUCUGGAAAUGUGUGACAAUGCCGCCAAAACUUCUACUACAAUUGGAAUUUUUGCAUCGGAAGGAAACGAUAUUGGUCGGGUACAAGAAGCUCUCAGAACAUGGGCCCUUGGUGAAUGCCUACCGAGCCAAGGAAUGCGGGUUGUUGAGAAGAGCGUGGAACUUGGAAUUCUGCAGUCAACUGCUCAGAGAAACGCCUCUAACUCUACUCAAGUUGAGGGCGAAAAGUCGCGCAGAAGCCUCGCCAAUUUACUGACUGCGAGAGGGGAGUGCAGAGCUAUACAAGUUGACAACGGCGAUAGCUGUGCCUCCCUCGCUUCAAAAUGUGGCAUUAGUGGAGCACAGUUCACUAAGUACAACUCGGAUUCUAAGCUACAUAUAUGUUCAACUCUGAUGAAGGGACGCUGGGUUUGUUGCUCCGGUGGUGACUUGCCGGACAAGCGACCCAAGAGACAAGCAGACGGAACAUGCUACACCUUGAAAGUUGACUCUGGCGACUCCUGUUGGGGAAUCACGACUAGCUACGGCAUCACAACGGACGAAUUGAACAAAUGGAAUAAGGAAACGUGGGGAUGGCAGGGUUGCGCUGGUCUGCAAAAAGACCAAAUCAUCUGUCUCUCGAGCGGCAACUCUCCUAUGCCGGCACCAGUAGAUGGCGUAACGUGUGGCCCCCAGAAGCCAGGCACGCGCAAGCCGUCUGGUUCCUUCACUGGGAAAGACCUCGCCAAACUAAACCCGUGUCCCUUGAACGCCUGUUGCUCGGGCUGGGGAUACUGCGGCACCACUGCUGAGUUUUGCACGGAAUCACUUGCUGAUACUGGUGCCCCUGGUACACACAAGCCCGGCACCAAUGGCUGCAUCUCCAACUGCAACAUGAAUAUUAUCAGAAGCCCUGAACCUGCGGCUUCGUUCCUCUCUAUAGGCUAUUUCGAAGGCUACGGUCUCACCAAGAUGUGUGACAGGGUCGACAUCCGGACCAUUGACCUGAAAAAGUACACUCACAUUCACUUUGCGUUUGCAACUGUGACUGCAAACACAUUCGACGUCAACAUGGGGCCAACACUAAAUCAAUUCUAUUAUUUCAAGCAACUGACCGGAGUCAAGAAGAUUUUAGCAUUUGGCGGGUGGACGUUUUCUACAGACCCGGCCACUUAUGGCAUCUUCCGUACAGGUGUUAGCCCGGCUCAUCGGCUACAGAUGGCACAGAACAUUGCAAAGUUCAUCAUUGACAACGAGUUGGAUGGCGUCGAUAUUGACUGGGAGUAUCCUGCCGCUCCCGAUCUCCCCGACAUUCCCGCCGGUGACCCUGCGGAGGGUAUUAACUAUCUCAAAUUCCUCAUCACUCUUAAACAACUUUUGCCCGCGGACAAGACGCUAUCGUUUGCGGCGCCGGCGUCGUUUUGGUACUUGAAAGGGUUUCCUAUCGCUCAGAUCAUGAAAGUUGUCGAUUAUGUUGUCUACAUGACAUAUGAUCUUCACGGGCAGUGGGACUAUGGCAACAAAUGGAGUACUCCUGGUUGCCCUGCUGGCAACUGCCUUCGGUCUCACGUCAACAUGACAGAGACUCUUAACGCACUCUCCAUGAUCACUAAAGCCGGCGCACCGUCCAACAAAAUUGCCGUCGGGGUUACCAGCUACGGCCGUUCGUUCAAAAUGGCUACACCAGGAUGCACUGGGCCAAUGUGCACUUACACAGGGCCAAAGUCUCAGGCCGCAAAAGGCCGCUGUACCGACACGGCGGGCUAUAUAUCCCAGAACGAGAUCGAUUAUAUUAUCAAGAACAACCCUUCUGCCACUAAAUUGUACGACGAUGCCAGUCUAAGUGAUAUUCUAAUAUAUGACGAGACAGAGUGGGUGGCAUACAUGAGCGCUGACAACAAGAAGAAGCGAAGACACCUAUACAGAGCUCUGAAUUUCCUGGGCACAAGUGACUGGGCAAUCAGCCUGGAUGGAACUGACCUAGUUAAGCCAGAGCCGUCAACUAUGAGCCCCGUCGGCCCUUCUCUUGCCCGCCCUGGAGUAAUGGACCUUCUCAUCCAUGACAGCUGCAAGAUCAAGGGCCGUCUGGAAAAGGUUCAGGAGGCUUGGUUCGAGGCAGGAGAUAUCAGCAAAGCUCCUUAUGAGUGGUCGCGCUGGAACAGGUAUCAAAAGGCCAUGGACAACUAUUUUGGAAAGAGGUCGGGCCAGGUGCCCAUUAUUGGAACUGAUAAACUCUGGGAAAACUUUAAAAGGCACUCUAGUCUUCACUUUGGGCGCUCCCUAUACGGUUUCAAAAUAAUGAACAUGUACACUUACAUUUUCUGCGACGAAGCAGAGCUGCCUAAAAAGGUUCACGAAGAUUAUAACGUUGUAUGCGUGAAUGCGAAAAAAGGAAACAAACACGUGGCUGCAGUGACCUACAGGUAUCCAGGCACAUGGUUCUGGUCAGAGUAUUAUAUUCUCCUGUGCCCCGGCUUUUUGGAUGAGCUACCAAACCAGCCCAAAUUUACGAGCCUCAAAGACCUUGCCUACGAAGCGGACAGCUUCCCUCUACUUCAACAACAGAUCAAUAGAUGGAGUUCCGGUGUCCGCGCCGUAACCAUGUACCAUGAAGUAGCUCAUUUCCAGGACGUUUCGGAUCCCGAGUGUGGCAAAAUCGAAUUUUACAACCCGCGAGAAAUUGUGGUCAAGGCCCGGAGCGGGUCAAGAAUAGAAUACGAAGAACUCUUACGAAAUGCGCACUCCUGGGCUCUAGCGGCUGUCUCUAUGUGGAUGAUGAAGCGUUGGCCGAACAUUGAUGUGCCACUACCCAGGAAUAUGAAGCCACAGAGCGAAGGCGACAACGACGAUGAUGAUGGAGCAUUUGCCGAUCACGUUGAUCCGGAUACUUCGUUUGAUGCGUCACGCGUGGAUCCCAGCAAGUUUACAUGGCUCAGCAGGCUCACAUCAACUGACAGAGAGCUUGGAUUGUAA
Metarhizium robertsii ARSEF 23 is the source of this 3648-nucleotide messenger RNA. RefSeq names its product killer toxin alpha/beta. Bases 1 to 3648 code for a protein of 1215 amino acids. Gene Ontology annotation, molecular function: hydrolase activity, hydrolyzing O-glycosyl compounds; metallopeptidase activity; chitin binding. Lineage: Eukaryota; Fungi; Ascomycota; Sordariomycetes; Hypocreales; Clavicipitaceae. The record is from RefSeq and is a predicted model, not a curated record. Gene Ontology annotation, biological process: carbohydrate metabolic process. The transcript has 7 exons.